Molecule: messenger RNA, 5221 nt
Organism: Aspergillus uvarum CBS 121591
Lineage: Eukaryota; Fungi; Ascomycota; Eurotiomycetes; Eurotiales; Aspergillaceae
Product: E3 ubiquitin-protein ligase SSM4
Exons: 2
Coding region: 246-5075 (1609 amino acids)
Cellular component (GO): endoplasmic reticulum membrane
Molecular function (GO): zinc ion binding
Source: RefSeq, a predicted model, not a curated record
CAUCAAACCAACCAAGCUUCACUUUCACUUGAACAGUGAAGGCAGAAUUGCGUCGCACCCUAAACCUUGGCCGAUGCGCAAACAUUUCCCUCCAUCCCGCCAGACAGGAACAGUUUAUCAACCAAGUCCCCGCUUACAAGCAUAUUCCCGACACACCUCGACUGUUUCAAAUGCCCGAUGAACAUGAUACCUGAGUGAGAACACUGAAGGACGAUAGAGUCGUCGCAUCGAAUUUGGCCGAAAAGAUGGAGUUUGCCAACGAAUCUCCCCGUGAUUUUGCUGGCUCAGCACCUUUCCCGGAUUUCAUGAACGACCCAGCUUACGACACGAACCACAAAGGAAAAGAGAGGGAGUUUGACGAACCGGACACCUGUCGGAUAUGUCGUGGGGAGGGAACCCCGGAAGAGCCGCUCUUUUAUCCCUGCAAAUGUAGUGGGAGCAUCAAGUUCGUCCACCAAGCUUGCUUGGUAGAAUGGCUGUCCCAUUCGCACAAAAAGCACUGCGAACUUUGCAAGACACCGUUUCGCUUUACCAAAUUAUACGAUCCCAAUAUGCCACAGAACCUCCCAGCUCCGUUGUUCUUCAAACAAAUCAUGAUUCAUAGCUUCCGUACUGUCGUCACAUGGCUCCGUUUUAUUCUAGUCGCAUUUGUCUGGCUGGGCUGGCUGCCAUGGUCUAUGAGAGCGAUCUGGAGGGCCCUCUUCUGGCUUGCAGAUGGUCGUUGGACUGGUGCUGACAACAACCAUCCACCCGGCAUAGACCUCGUUGUAGCGAAUGGCACUACCACCACUAUUAUUCAAGCCGCUACAGGAAUGCCCAGAUCGACGACCUCACAACCCAGCACCGCCGACGUCUCGUCAGUGCAGUCUCCAGUAUCUUCCCUGUUCGGUUUCGCUUCAGGUGAAUCAUUGCUCUUUAUCCUCAUCAAGAAAGCUUUCUCAGCACUUUUCUCCCCUGCAAUGUCUGUCACUGGGUCUACUGGAGCCAAAUCUAAUGUGACUGUCGCAACAUACAAUCCAAGACGUCCCUCAUGGUUAUCCGACGUCAAGUUCCUGAAUACUCUAACACCGUCUCCCACCAUCAACAACAUCAUCAUCGAUACAUUGGAGGGCCAGCUUAUCACUUUACUUGUCGUUACUACAUUCAUCCUGAUCUUUCUCAUCCGGGAAUGGGUCGUACAGCAGCAGCCCAUGGCUAACUUUCCCGAGGGAGAGCGCGAAGCAGCUGUUCAGCUCAUAGCGAAUAACCGUCAGAAUCAGCCGGUAGAGAAUGUGGAGCCCGCGGAAGAUGCUGCUUUGCAACCACAUGAUGCCGAGUUGGACGCCGAAGAUCACGAACCUGCAGAAGAUGACUUCGAUCGUGCCUUUAAUAUGCCGGCAAGCCCCGCGGUUGACUUGGAUCAAUUCCCUAGAUCAUCGCCGUUCCACCCCGAGAGUCGUGGUGGCCUAGAAUAUUCUGAGUCCCAAGGCCUUGAACCUUCGCGAUCGUUCCAAAACAACGUUGAAAGUGACGGCGAAGCGGAGUUGGACUUCUCACCCGAGCAGCCAUACGCUCAGACUUGGCCUGGUGUGGAUACCUUUAGAGACCUCUGGGACCGGGGCCAGGGCGAUCCCGAACAGGUCUUGAGAAUUGUACGCGAUGAAGGUCGCCAGAAUGACCUGGGUUGGAUUGUCAAUGCUAUGAGCAAGGCCCAGCGUAACGAAGACCGCCAAGACCAAUGGAGACGGGACCAGCCGCUUGAAGCAUCUUCCAGCACUCACUUCGAUACUGGUAUGACUCAACCUGACGAUGCUUCAGCCCCGGAACAAUUUGACGAUGAUCGCGCCUUAUCAUCAGCAAGUACCCGGCCCUGGAGCUUCGCAGAGGCGGUUCAAGGCAAUGCAGAUAUCGACAGACUAGAACGGCACCCGGACUUCGAUGGCUUCCGAUCCAAUUCUUAUCACGCCACCGAGCGUGAGCCUCCCCAAGAGACCACACUCCCAACCAUUGAUGCGCCGCAGAUGGGUGAUCAGACUAGUGCCACGAACUCUAACCAGGCUGAUCCCGUCAAUGAUCACGAACAGUCAAGAAACCGCUCAAGUGCGACUGAAGCUGUUCGGCCUAUCGAUGCUCACCACAAAAGCUUUGUUGCUUGGCUGCUUGAUUGGUUUUGGGCAGAUGUUGGGACUAAUGACCAAGACCAUGACCAGGACCAGGCUCAAGAUGACGACGAACAAGUAAUAGUUGACCCUGAGUUGGAGGCACCAUUUGUCCCUAUUCAGAAUAACAGACGUCUUGCUGAGGAUGGUGCACAAGAUAACCAAGGACCCAUGCAGGACCUGGACGUCGAUGGCAAUGACCUCGAUGCGGUGGAAGAUGGCGAAGAUCUAGAGGGAAUCCUCGAGCUCAUUGGUAUGCAGGGCCCAAUCUUCGGUCUUCUUCAGAACGGUGUAUUCAGCGCCCUUCUGAUCUCUUUCACGGUUGCAAUUGGUAUCUGGCUUCCCUAUCUUUGGGGCAAAAUCGCCCUUGUCCUCCUGGCGAACCCAGUGCACCUGAUUGUCGGUGUACCUAUGACUGCUAUAUCCGUCGUCGCAGAUGUGGCGCUUGAUACUCUUAUCGGUAGUUUGGGCUACAUAUUGUGGCUGGGCAGCCUGAUCUGCGAGACAUUGCUUGGGCCAUUCAGUGCAUUUGCUCCAGUGGCCGAUUGGAUCCCCAAAGCCAAGUCCGUCACCAGCGCGUCGUUAUCGCUCAUUGAUGCCAGUGAGUCCCGUCUACUGAACGCCCUCCAAUCGUUUUUCGUGUUUCACGAAUCCGACGUCCCUAUGUUCUCCGUACUCUCGCACCACGCCCUCAAAAUUCAUCAGGCGCGCAUCUCCUUUUUUAUUGGAACAGUCUUCUCCGUCGGCAAAUUCAUUUUGCAGGACUUCCCCCUACGACUGUUGAAUGACGGGCUUCCCGGAGCCUUGUCUUUUGGUCGCGAGACCCUCGACUUCAGUGUUCUGAUGAAACAAGCACGCGACCAGAUCUACAGUCUUGGGAGCCGGAUUCUUUAUACCUCAAAUGGGACAAAUCUCUUCAUGGCUAGCGUAAACGGAACCUCGCCUAAUGGCAUCAGCAUUUCCCACGAAUUAGCCGUUUGGGAUACCAAGGACCGGGCCAUUGCCAUUCUGCUGGGCUAUGUACUAGCAUCGGUCGUUGGAUUACUCUACCUCCGUGUAACGAAUCUUCUCUCGGGCGCGGAGCGUCGCCAGAGGGUUGAGGGCCUCAUCGCGGACGUGAUACAUCAGGGUGGCGGGGUUUUGAAAGUGAUUCUCAUUAUUGGGAUCGAGAUGAUAGUGUUCCCAUUGUAUUGUGGCUCUCUACUCGAUGUUGCGCUGUUGCCCUUGUUCGAGAAUGCUACCAUCGCAUCGCGUCUUGAGUUCACGGCCUCCUCGCCCUUGACAUCGCUUUUUGUGCAUUGGUUCAUCGGCACUUGCUAUAUGUUCCACUUUGCUCUUUUCGUUUCGAUGUGCAGAAAGAUCAUGAGGAGUGGCGUCCUUUACUUUAUCCGCGACCCUGAUGAUCCAACCUUCCACCCUGUGCGCGAUGUCUUGGAAAGGAAUAUUACAACCCAGUUGCGCAAAAUCGCAUUCAGUGCCCUAGUGUAUGGCGCGCUGGUCGUUAUCUGCCUUGGAGGUGUGGUCUGGGGUUUGUAUUAUGGCCUAGAUGGCGUUCUCCCAAUCCACUGGUCUGCCACCGUCCCUGUACUGGAGUUUCCCGUCGACCUGUUGUUCUACAAUUUCGUGAUGCCAUUCGCUAUUCGAUCUCUCAAGCCAUCUGACGGGUUACAUGGGCUUUACGAUUGGUGGUUUCAUAAGUGUGCUCGCUUCUUACGCUUGACCAACUUCUUUUUUGGAGACAGACAGCCGGAUGAAGAAGGUCGCCAUGUCGGACGGAGCUGGUGGGGACUGUUCUCACCCAAUAUGGAAAACCCCCCAGCCAGCGGAACCGAGGCUGCAGACAGUGAUGAAAAGUCUGACAGCACAUCAAUUGUUCGUGACGGCAGAUUUGUACGGGCUCCUGCUUCGGAUCAGGUCCGCAUUCCCAAGGGCAAUAAGGUGUUCGUGGAGGUGACCGAGAACAAUGAGAGGCUGGAUGGAGUGCCAGACACGGAUCAGGGAUUGCACGGCCGGGCUAAUGAGAUGUUCACGAAAGUCUACGUGCCUCCAAACUUCAGAACCCGGAUUGCGGCCUUCAUUCUACUCAUCUGGGUGUUUGCUGCAGCUACCGGUGUAGGCAUCACUAUUCUUCCCCUGAUUAUUGGUCGGAAAGUCAUGAAUUCGAGCUUCCCCCACCGGCCAUUGAAUGAUAUCUAUGCCUUUUCAACUGGCUUGAGCAUUGUCGGUACUGCUGCCUACAUCGGCUUUUACAGUCGGACCUUCUUUGUUAGGGCCAAAGAGCGGUUGAGUCUCUAUCUGCAAUCUCCCCAGCAGGUCUUCUUCGGGAUCAAGAAUGCGCUUCAUGAUGUCAUCCGACUGCUAUACGUCUUCAUUGCGUUCGCAGUCGUGUUACCAUCUGCAUUCGCUCUGGUCAUGGAACUCUACCUUCUAGUGCCCGUGCACACCUAUCUUGGAGGCCCACAGGCGCAUGUGAUCCAUUUCGUUCAAGACUGGACACUUGGCGUCCUCUAUGUCCAGAUGGCCGUCAAAUUUGUAGGGUGGAACCCUAGAUCCCGGCAGGCUGCUGCGCUCAAUGCCAUUUUCAGGGAUGGAUGGCUGAAGCCUAACGCCAAAAUCGCAACGCGGGGUGUCUUGCUCCCCGUCACUCUCUUCACCGUCAUUGCUGUCUUGGUACCACUUUCCAUGGGAUUUGCAAUGAACUCGACUAUCCUCUCUGGUACACCGGAGGCGCAGUUCAAGGUGUACCGCUAUGCGUAUCCGGUGACCCUGAUGUUGAGUUUGAUUGCGUGGCUCGUCUAUUUGGUACGCCGUCAAGUGGAGGUUUGGAGGGUGAAUAUCCGCGAUGAUGUUUACCUCAUCGGCGAGCGGUUGCAUAACUUCCGUGACAAGCGAGCUCGAGACGUUAGGGGUGUCUCUCGGAGAGUCAUCACCGGGUGAUCCUGAUCAGGCAUCAGCCAUGCAAAAGUGAUCUAGGCUCCCGUCCUUUCGAGCGCUGCGCACUCUUCUCUCGAGAAUCAUUCUCGUUCUGUUCGUUGUACAUCAAUUGCGUUUGAUAAAUAGAUAUUUUAUGAAGAAGAUCUUUC